Ilex paraguariensis (yerba mate) is the source of this 318-nucleotide messenger RNA. Lineage: Eukaryota; Viridiplantae; Streptophyta; Magnoliopsida; Aquifoliales; Aquifoliaceae. The record is from the annotation of a GenBank genome assembly.
AUGAUUCAAUAUCCUAAAUUAUACUUCUUCACAUCUAUUUUGACAUGCAAGUGUUGGUUUGCAUUAAAACUCUUUCCAAUUUUCCAAAAAGUGAGUCAAAGUAGGCUCAAGAGUCAUAAUAACAGGCUGACUCUAACAUUAUUUUCAGCUGAUGAACCAACUUUGGACACCCAUAACUCCAUCGUUUCUCAAGUUUUUUCAGUGAGCCUAAAUUGCUCUCCUACAAACCUAGUUUUAUACCAUAUAAACCAAACCCCUCAAAGUUCCCUCAAACUCAACGAAUUUGUGGUCAAAAUUAGCUCAAAAGUUGAUUUUUAA